Molecule: messenger RNA, 1409 nt
Organism: Astyanax mexicanus (Mexican tetra)
Lineage: Eukaryota; Metazoa; Chordata; Actinopteri; Characiformes; Acestrorhamphidae
Gene: mrps18b
Product: mitochondrial ribosomal protein S18B
Exons: 7
Coding region: 263-1003 (246 amino acids)
Biological process (GO): mitochondrial translation
Cellular component (GO): mitochondrion; ribosome
Molecular function (GO): structural constituent of ribosome
Source: RefSeq, a predicted model, not a curated record
UGUAUAAUAAAAACAUCUCCAACAAAUAUUAGAUUUGAACGUUAUUAAAUAAAUACAAUAUUGAAUUCUACAUAAUUAGGUUAAUGCUAGCUGAUUUAUAAUUCACAACUGACUUAAACCUACCAAGCACACCAUACAAGCUCAAAUAAAGGUUUAAAGCUUUGGCAGCGUAAUAACAGCACAUUUACAAGAAUUUUAUAUCUUUAAAUGAGAGAAAGAGAAAAGGGGAAAGCCAUGCUCAACUUUGACCUCUCACAACAAAAUGGCAGCCUCCAUCAGGAGCAUUGUGAGAGCUCCUUCUCGAAUUUUUCUUGUUUUGCAGAGAAUCCAUCAAACCCAGGUAACAGUCGGUGUGCUGCGCGCUCCCGUCAUCACUCCAGUGAUUAGAAACUUCUUUUAUUCGUCUAAACUGUUGAAUCUCGAGUCUUCUGAAAAGAAUGAUCAUGGAGUGGAAUCUUUAAAGGAUCUAUCCCGAUACAAAGACAAACCCUGGAAGUAUCUGGAAAGUGAAGAGUAUAUUGAGCGAUAUGGAUCCAAACCUGUAUGGGCUAACUACAGACGGAACCACAAAGGUGGUAUUCCUCCCCAAAAGACACGGAAGACCUGUAUUAGGAGAGGUAAGACAUGUGGGAACCCCUGUCCAAUCUGUCGUGAUCAAAACAUCAUCAUCCAUUACCAGAAUGUGAGCCUGCUGCAGCAGUUCAUAAGUCCUUACACAGGGUUUGUGUACGAUCCCACUCGAACUGGUGUUUGCAUGAGGCAACAGAAACGGCUAAACACUGCAAUUGAAACAGCUAAACUUCAUGGCUUAAUACCCACCCAGUUACCAUUUGUAGACUACACUGGAGAAGACUACUCAAACUCCCAUGGCGCUGUAGCACACACACCACCCCCACCUUCCAAAACCCCUGAUGAACCUUGGUAUUCGUGGUAUGGAUCCAUAGAACCAAACGAACACGAACUAGCGAGAGUGAAGAAGAUCUACAAAUCUUACCUGAAGUAGACUAGUUUAAACCAAAUCAUGAACCAAAUUACUUUAUUAAGGGGAGUUUAAGAUUUCUGGAAAGGAGGGAAGAUGUGACUGAAUGGCAGAUUUACAAUGAAUACAUUCAUUCAUUCAUUCAUUCAUUCCUUCAUUCCAUGCAACUGUGAUCAUUAAUAAAGUAAAUAGUAGUUAAUUUAUAACUAUGGUAAUUUGAACCCUAUCCACAAAAACAUGGAAUGAUUGGCAAGUCAGAUUCAGAAUAGUUAGCUUAAUGUGUUAAGUAUUGUAUGUAUAAAGCCUUUUAUCAGAGCAGUUCAUCUUUCUGAACAUUACAGUUAACAGCUAUACUGAUUAACCUUUUUCUGUUGCUAUAUUUGUGUUAAUGUGUGUAUUCUUCAAAAAUAAAGUACAAAAAUGAAACAUU